This is a messenger RNA of Cantharellus anzutake, 963 nucleotides long. Its product is annotated as HSP20-like chaperone. Gene Ontology annotation, biological process: protein folding; response to salt stress; response to heat. NCBI's taxonomy places the organism in Eukaryota, Fungi, Basidiomycota, Agaricomycetes, Cantharellales, Hydnaceae. The record is from RefSeq and is a predicted model, not a curated record. The transcript has 3 exons. Bases 253 to 846 code for a protein of 197 amino acids.
CCUAUUCUCGGCACAGCUUAUGAACAGCUUAUGCCGUUAGCGUAAAUCUCUAGCUCUACACUGACAACCAGCUGCGCCUUGGUGGGCCGAUAUGGUUGGUUCCGUAGUUUCGAUGAUUUAUUAGGAAUUCGUAGAAGGUCCUGGAACAACCUUUUGCGAGUUAUGGUAUUUUCCAGAGGUUUCGAGCUUUAUCUCUUCCGUGUUAUAAGCUGACGCGUCAUGCCGUAAGCCUUUCCCUUCCCAUAUAGGCUCAUGAAGUCCAUUGCCUCCCUUCGUCGUGUUCUACUUCAGCAACGUGCCCACGUCCCACGACGUCAACUCAUCCAACUGAAGCAGCAGAAAAGAACCUUUGGUUCGAAUUCCGGGCCAUUGGUGAUAUUCGAUGAGUUCGAUCGUCUGUUCAAUCAAGCGUUCGGCAGAACGGCGCUUGCACCAUGGGUUGGGGAACACUUUGCAGCACCAUUGCCACGCAUUUGGCAGCCAAGACUGGACUUGCGCGAGAAUUCAGACAACACGAUCACAGCAGCCUUCGAGCUUCCAGGCCUACGUAAAGAAGAUGUUUCCAUCGAACUUCAGGGAAACCUUCUGACCAUCCGUGGCGAGCACUCUGAAGAGAAGGUCGAAGAGCCGAGUUCUAAAGACUCGGCGCAGAACGGCGCAAGUUCAUCGACAGAUGGUACCCAAGCCCCUGAGAAGGAGUCCAAGCCAAAGUACAUCCUUCGUGAACGUCACUACGGAAGCUUCUCGAGAACCAUCCCCGUUCCCGAAGGAACUAAUCCAGAGUCGAUCAAGGCGUCAGUUGAAAACGGUGUUCUACAAGGUCACCUUCCCGAAGGCGAAACCUGAGGAUGCCCCCAGGAGAAUCGAGUUGUCCUGAAGCGGCGCUCAGGACCUUGUCGUCGCAGAAUAGUGUAUAUACUCGUAUUGUCAUAUGAAUCAAACCCCCACUCUUAGUCCAACUGU